CGAAGCAGCGCGUGCGCAUUGCUCCAGUUGGUCCUCAAGCAGGAACUUGGUUAAUGCAGAGAAAGAUGGCAAUGAAGGCAAUCAGAGGAAUUGUCAACGGAGCCAUGAACGAGCUUUCUUCGGCUGUCAGUGGGACGAAAGCUGCCAUGACUUGUGAACACGUACAAGCCGUCAGCCGAGACUACAUAUCACAACCACGACUAACUUAUAAAACUGUGUCUGGUGUCAAUGGUCCUCUGGUUAUUUUGGAUCAUGUGAAGUUCCCCAGGUAUGCAGAGAUAGUCCACCUGACCCUUCCUGAUGGCACAAAAAGAAGUGGACAGGUACUGGAGGUCAGCGGGUCCAAGGCAGUGGUGCAGGUCUUUGAAGGAACAUCAGGUAUUGAUGCCAAAAAGACAAGCUGUGAAUUUACAGGCGAUAUCUUGCGCACACCUGUGUCAGAAGACAUGUUGGGUCGUGUUUUCAAUGGGUCAGGAAAACCCAUUGACAGGGGGCCCAUGGUCUUGGCAGAAGAUUAUCUGGACAUUAUGGGACAGCCCAUUAACCCACAGUGCCGAAUAUACCCAGAGGAGAUGAUCCAGACCGGUAUAUCCGCCAUCGAUGGGAUGAACAGCAUCGCCAGAGGACAAAAGAUCCCCAUCUUCUCCGCUGCUGGUUUGCCACAUAAUGAGAUUGCCGCUCAGAUCUGCCGACAGGCUGGUCUAGUGAAGAAAUCCAAAGACGUGAUGGAUUACAGUGCAGACAACUUUGCCAUUGUGUUUGCUGCUAUGGGGGUUAACAUGGAGACUGCAAGGUUCUUCAAGUCUGACUUUGAGGAGAAUGGAUCUAUGGACAACGUGUGUCUCUUCUUGAACUUGGCCAAUGACCCCACGAUCGAGCGAAUAAUCACCCCUCGUUUGGCCCUCACGACUGCCGAGUUCCUGGCCUACCAGUGUGAGAAGCACGUGCUGGUCAUUCUGACCGACAUGAGCUCCUACGCCGAGGCUCUCCGAGAGGUGUCGGCGGCUCGGGAGGAGGUGCCGGGCCGACGCGGUUUCCCCGGCUACAUGUACACAGACCUGGCAACCAUCUACGAGAGAGCUGGCCGUGUGGAGGGUCGCAGUGGCUCCAUUACCCAGAUCCCCAUCCUCACCAUGCCCAACGACGAUAUCACUCACCCCAUCCCAGAUCUGACUGGAUACAUCACAGAGGGCCAGAUCUACGUGGAGAGACAGCUGCAUAACCGACAAAUCUACCCCCCCAUCAACGUGCUGCCCUCUCUGUCUCGACUGAUGAAGUCCGCCAUCGGCGAAGGGAUGACUCGCAAGGACCACGCUGAUGUGUCCAACCAGCUGUAUGCCUGCUAUGCCAUUGGGAAGGAUGUGCAGGCCAUGAAGGCUGUGGUGGGGGAAGAAGCUCUGACCGCUGAUGACCUGCUCUACUUGGAGUUCCUGCAGAAGUUUGAGAAGAACUUCAUUGCUCAGGGGGCUUAUGAGAACCGCACAGUGUUUGAGACCCUGGACAUAGGCUGGCAGCUGUUGAGAAUUUUCCCUAAGGAGAUGCUGAAGAGGAUCCCUCAGAGCACCUUGGCCGAGUUCUACCCACGAGACUCCAAACACUAGCUCUUCCCCUUUCUGUCUGUUACACCAUCGUUUUGGUAUUUAAGCAACUGCAAAAUACUGUGCAAAUAACUGGUUUCUGCUUGGUUGUGCCUCCUCAAAGUUCAAAAUACAUGUGCUACAAUGUGUGUAUCUAGUGAGAAAUGCAGACAAUGUUUAGAACCUAAUGGGGACUGUUUCAAAGGCCCCCUGAGCACAUAUAGAGUACGACAGGCCACAGACUGUUAUGUUGUUGUGUAAUUGUUGUGCCCAAUGAUCAGUCUAUCAGUCAGUAAAGCUGUAUUUGGUGAGCAAUGUAAUUUUGCUGUGCAGCCACAAACAAAAGAUGGUAGAAGGGAUUUAAAAUAUUAAAAUGGAAAAUCGAAGAAAAUGCCAUUGAAGUAAGCGAAAUCCACAUAGCCUCACAUGAACAAUUGUUGCUGCCAUACCUUACCAUCGGAGCCAUAUUGGCCUCUACUCAGGAUCCUUAACUCUGAAGAUACUUGUGUGAAGGGAACAGAGAAUUAACUCAUAAAUACAAUAAGUGGUGAAUGAAUAUGACCAAAGAUGGCAAAAGCCACAUUUGACUUUUGCAUUCUUGUGAUAAUUUAUGGAUUGCGGCAAAGCAUUAUAUUUUCCUGUUCUAGAAGAAUGAAGCUACAUGAUGUCAUGCCAAUAGUGACAUUCAUUUCUGAGUUAAGGUUUUGCCAAUGACAUGAUUGAAAAUGUAAGCCAUAUGUUAGCUGUUCAUCAUAACUGACUCGUUUCAGCUUAGCUUACAGAAAAUAUAGAGAAGCAUAUUGCACAUCUUUAAGAAAACCCUUCAAUAAUAGAUGUCAGACCAAGAUACGUAUGGAUUUUUUUUUUUCGAUUGAGACUAUAUUCAAAAUGGGAAAAGUACACAAGCCAUUUCAGAAACAGAAUGUUCAUAUACAUGCAUACGUAGGCUAAGUAAAUCUUGACAUUUUGUGUGAGUCCAUACCAGUGGCAUAACAAAGGUUUUAACAAAGCUAGAAAUUAAGGAUUCUUUUUUUAGUUGUGAAAAGGCAAUGAUAUUUGCUGACAUCAGAUUACAGGACCAUCUGAUUAUUUACAGUUGCUUUUUCUAUUUCUGUUAUUUGGUUCAGGAUGCUAAGUAUUAUCUAACUUAACCAAAGUUUAUGGAUAGGUCAUUGUUUCAAAAGGGAUGGAUACUAUCAUCAUGCCUGGUUGUGCAUAGAAGAGGUCAACACUUUAAUGUGACAAUAGUCAAAUAAGAUGUUAUACGGAAUUGUUUAUUUAAAAUAAUAAAAAUCUUUUUUUUGUUUGAAGUAAGAAAAUUGGCUGAUUAAAAACGAUGGCCACAUUGAAAAGGAGCUAUGCCGAUGAUUCAAAGAUUAGCAAAUGUAUGUUGCAUUCGUUAAACGACAAAUGAGAAUAACACGACUUUUUUUACCUGAUUUUUAGAGAAUCUUUGACAGGUCACAGGAUACAACACCUUUCAUGUGAAGACUUUUAACAUUGUUUACAAUUGAGGGUGAUUGAAAAUGUACACCCUCAAGGAGUUUGUAGGAAGACUUUGAACUUUCAAUGUUGCCUUCGGUAUCACAGUAAUUUCCUGUCUUAUUGAUGUUCUGUGCCACAGAGUUUAAAAACAUGCUUCCUUAGAUGUUGUAAAAUAUGUGUCUGGCUGCCAUUAGUUCAUUCUAGUUUUUCCAGUGACAACAGGGAUGCAUCUUCAUGUGCAAAUGAAUAGGUUAUCUUUUUUGCUUUAAGGCAUAUUGCUUCGUAAAACUGUCUAUAAAUCUGCUAUGGGUAACCUGAGUUUAUUUGUGGAAUAAAUAAGAUGUCUGAUAACGUU
Messenger RNA from Conger conger (European conger), 3417 nucleotides. RefSeq names its product V-type proton ATPase subunit B, brain isoform-like. The record is from RefSeq and is a predicted model, not a curated record. Gene Ontology annotation, biological process: proton transmembrane transport; ATP metabolic process. The transcript has 14 exons. Gene Ontology annotation, molecular function: ATP binding; proton-transporting ATPase activity, rotational mechanism. Bases 54 to 1601 code for a protein of 515 amino acids. NCBI's taxonomy places the organism in Eukaryota, Metazoa, Chordata, Actinopteri, Anguilliformes, Congridae. Gene Ontology annotation, cellular component: proton-transporting V-type ATPase, V1 domain.